CCAGCCUGCUCCUUAUAGCAGCAGCAACAGCAACAGCCCUAGUGAUGGUACACACCUGGAGAAGGUGUGUGGCUGCAUUAUUAUGGGGAUCUCCAUAUGGCUCCGUGUAAGCGAAAAUGCUAAGGAUGAAUUUCAUUUAGACAACAGCUUGUAUGCUGGUAUUGACGUCCUCAUCGCUGUGGGCUCCAUCAUAAUGGUGCUUGGUUUUCUGGGUUGCUGUGGUGCCAUGAAGGAAAGCCAAUGCAUGCUUCUUCUGUUUUUCAUUGGACUACUAUUGAUCCUGAUUCUUCAGAUUGUAGCAGGCAUUUUGGGAGCAGUGUAUAAACCUCAGAUUGAAGAAACCCUUAACAAGACCCUCACUGAUGAUAUUAGAUUGUUGCAAAGUACAACAAGCGAGUUCCAACAAUUUCAGGAAAAUUUUCGCCAAUUUGAAAUAAAGAACAGAUGUUGUGGCUUGAUCAAUGGAGAAAAAGACUGGGGAACAAACAAAGGCAAAUACAAUGGCUGUGCGUGUGCUGACAGUGACAAGUCGACAGAUGUCUGUAAAAAUUCAAUCUAUAUAACGCCAUGUAGCCAAGUCCUAAUUGAAUUCGUAAAGAACAAUCUGAUCAUUGUUAUGGGGGUAGCAUUUGGAUUGGCGCUUAUAGAGGUUCUUGGUCUGGUGUUUUCAAUGAGCCUUUAUUGCCAAAUCCAGAGAAAAUGAAACCACAGAAGUGUCAGAAAUAUGACAACAGCCAAAUCAGAAACCUUUGUAGGUUGAGAGAUUGAUGUUUGGUUUGGCACCCUGAAAUAAAUGCCAAAAGCAGUUGUGGUGAUAACAGCCAAAGCACUGAUGGAUAAAGAGGCUUCAUGAGUUGUGAAAUAAAAAUCUGCUUAAAAUUAGGGAAGUUAAUGAUCUGUAGCUGGAGUUUUUAAAAUAAUAGCAAUAUAUACCUUUGCUUAUACUCUAGUCACUUUUUGCCCUCUGAAGAUUAUAUCUCAACAAAAUGAAACAUUUGUCUUGCCA
This is a messenger RNA of Hemicordylus capensis (graceful crag lizard), 1006 nucleotides long. RefSeq names its product tetraspanin 8 (gene TSPAN8). The transcript has 8 exons. The record is from RefSeq and is a predicted model, not a curated record. The coding region runs from base 83 to 703 and encodes 206 amino acids. Gene Ontology annotation, cellular component: membrane. NCBI's taxonomy places the organism in Eukaryota, Metazoa, Chordata, Lepidosauria, Squamata, Cordylidae.